Molecule: messenger RNA, 707 nt
Organism: Salvia hispanica
Lineage: Eukaryota; Viridiplantae; Streptophyta; Magnoliopsida; Lamiales; Lamiaceae
Source: RefSeq, a predicted model, not a curated record
ACCAAACACAUCACACUUCCCCAAAUUAAAUCGAUCGCUAAUUACUUCAGCAAUUCAACGUUGCAUUUUGCCUUUGCCUUUGCCUUUUUCCCCCAAAUUUCCCAAUCAAACCACAAAUGGCUCCAACAAUCGCCGUGCCGAUCUCUGGCCACCGCCGCGACGCGGCGGAGGCGCUGCGGCGGAGGAACGAGGAGCUGGAGAAGGAGCUCCGGAGCAGCCUGGAGAGGGAGGAGAGGAUGAAGGAGGAGCUGCGGAUGACGUGGCAGCGCGUGCGAUUGGCGGAGGAGGCGGAGGAGCGCCUCUGCAGCGAGCUCGGCGAGCUGGAGGCGGAGGCCGUCGAUCACGUCAGGGAAUCUAGGGCUCAGAUCACGCUUCUGAUGGAGAAGCUCUCCGUUGCGCACAAGCUUCUUCAAGGUGCUUCAAUCGAUGCCUUCUCUCUCACUCAAUGAUUCGAUAAUCUCUCUCUAUCUCUGUAGAUCUGUGUGUGUGAAUUGUGAUGUGAUUAGAGAAUUAACGAAUUUGUAUUUUGUAGUGGUUUCGAUUGGAUUUGAAAUCCUUGGGAUUUUCAUUUUUUAGGAGUUUCCUUGGGAUGAACUGUUGUGUUGUAACAGAGAUGGAUGUAGAUUUUAUGUAUUAUGGUGUUAUUGAUUUUGUAAGAGUGGUGAUGUUUAAUCAUGCAUUUGUAUAUUACUCCUACUAUUUGAUCU